Molecule: messenger RNA, 3224 nt
Organism: Neodiprion fabricii
Lineage: Eukaryota; Metazoa; Arthropoda; Insecta; Hymenoptera; Diprionidae
Product: tyramine receptor 1-like
Exons: 7
Coding region: 509-1756 (415 amino acids)
Biological process (GO): adenylate cyclase-activating adrenergic receptor signaling pathway
Cellular component (GO): membrane
Molecular function (GO): G protein-coupled receptor activity
Source: RefSeq, a predicted model, not a curated record
AUCUUGAUACUCGGCGUGUUUACCACAUCGAUUUCCACCACUGUUGCUACAAUUCGCUACCGAGUUUGAAAAGGGCUGAAAACAUUACUCGUAGGUAUAAUGCACGAUCCAUCGUGGGGGUGACUGGAAGGAAUUUAUCGGGUAGAGUUUUGGAUCGCAUUCCCGCAUUCGGUGUGUACCGAUAAUAAAGACGGUAUAUAUCACUGAUACAUAGAAGAUGCUCCGAGGGUUCAGCAGAUCGUAAGUAAAUCACAGCUGCCAAGAGCAGCCGAAAAACACCCUCGGUUAUUAUCCCGCGCUUCGGCUCCGAUCAAAAUGUUUCUGCAUGCAAGGGCGAAAGAGAUAACGGCGAAAAAAUCCUCGACAGACUUUCGGAUCGCGGGACGACGUGAAUAAUUUUUAUAAUGAAGGAACCCUGAACGAGUUCCUGCAAUCGCAGGAAAUUCAACGCCGCCCGAUAAAAUUACGGGCUCCAGAAACGUGACGCGACCUACAGUUUAGAUUUAAAAUGGCAAGCCCGGCAGCAACGGCGGCCACAUCCGGUUCCAUCUGGACAACUGCAACCUACAGUACGAAUAAUAAUUUCGUUCCAACUAGCGGGAAAAAUCUCACGAACGAAUACACGCCUCUUUGGACGGAUUUGCUGCAGGCCGCUGUAUUCUCCGUGCUCAUAUUUGUCACAAUUGUGGGAAACACUCUGGUUAUUGCUGCCGUAAUUACGACGAGGCGUCUCAGGUCGGUUACAAAUUGUUUUGUAUCCAGCUUAGCAGCGGCCGAUCUCUUAGUUGGAUUAGCAGUUAUGCCACCGGCCGUCUUGUUGCAGCUGAACGGAGGACACUGGGAACUGGGAGAAAUCCUCUGCCAUUCAUGGGUCUCUCUAGACGUUCUUCUGUGCACCGCGAGCAUUCUUUCCCUGUGCGCCAUAUCGAUCGAUAGGUACCUCGCAGUGACACAACCGCUGGUCUACAGCAGACGUCGAAGGAGCAAACGUCUCGCCGGCUCGAUGAUCAUCGUCGUUUGGUUAAUCGCUGGCGCUAUAGCGAGCCUUCCGAUGCUUGGAUGCUUCCCCAACUCCCAGAGUAUAGAUAAAAAAAUAUGCUCAUACAACAUGGACACCUCUUACGUUAUAUUCUCCGCGAUGGGUUCAUUCUUUCUUCCUAUGCUAGUCAUGCUCUACGUUUACGCUAGGAUAUCAUGCGUCAUUGCCAGACGUCACAGACACCUCGAAACUACCAGCUCGGAACCGUUGAAUAGACGAACUACUAAUCAGAAAGAGCGUUCGCGGAGUGUGAAAUCGAAGCGAUCCGGCUGCUCUACGCCCCUCGAGAGUGGAGGCAUCCCUUUCGAUCAGAUAGCCGACGAAGGGGAAGCUGAGAACUCCGGGAAAAGGAUGACAUUCAGGACUCAUCAGCAGAGCUGCAUCAACAGGGUGGCAAGAGAGACGAAAACUGCCGGGACAUUGGCGGUUGUUGUGGGUGGUUUUGUCGCUUGCUGGCUUCCAUUUUUCAUUCUCUACCUUGCUACCCCAUUCAUGCCCACUAAUCCACCCAACACCCUUAUGCCGGCGCUUACAUGGUUAGGGUGGAUCAACUCGGCGAUAAAUCCGUUCAUCUACGCCUUUUACUCGGCCGACUUCAGACUGGCUUUCUGGCGUUUGACUUGCCAAAAGUUGUGCAGAGGAAGAGCCGGACCGAUUGUUCAACGCCGAGUAAAACCGCCAACGGCCGAUGCAAGAACCGAAGCUUCGAGAACAUAAAGUCGACGACGCAUGACGCGGACAAAGUGCAGGACAGGUCAAUCUGGUUUGGGGUGAAAUUAAUAGUGUGACCUGAUAUAUGGGUGUGCGGUUUGUGCGCGAUGGGAAUAGUGAAGGUGUCGCACAGUAGGUACUGUCAUCAAUUACUUUGACGUCCACGCGCUCUCUCAUCGAUAAAGGAAAAGUAAAAGCGGACCAUCGACGCGUAUACGUACAUCCGUGCAGGUUGAGAAAUCGCAGGGCGUAGAUGAUCCAUAAAACGUUCGUAAGAAAUAUUGAAAAAUGUUCCCUUCUGUGGCGAAAGGGCGUCAACGUCAUUAAUUUUCAUCGUGACGGUGCAAAAAGUGUCAUGCAAACCCUGAAAUGAAAAAAAUAAUUAUAAAAGUAUCGCCCCUCGUCUGUAACGGCGGCAUCCAAAGGAUUCAAAACUCUGAUUUACGGUCAGUAGGGAAGUGAAACGUGCGAUUUUUCGCGAUCUGUGAAACUAUUUAGUACGUUUAAUAGACAUUUUUGACUGUGACGUUUAUCCUAAAUUGCAUAAAUGCAGGCGGAUUUGGUUAAGCUGUAUCCUGAGUUGCAUAAAUUCAGGCGGAUUUGAGUGCGACGUGUUUCGAAUUGCAUAUAUUCAGGCGGAUUUCUGUGAAAUGUAUUCUUAGUUCCCUAUAUGGAGGCGAAUUUCAGUAAAAUGUAUCUUGAAUUGCAUAAAUGCAGGAGAAUUUAGAAGAUGUUAAAUUCCCCAUGUAACGUUUCUACGAAAUCAGCCCAAAUGCACACACUGAAAUGAAAACAUAAUUAUGAAAGUAUCGCCCCUGGUCUGUAACGGCAGUAUCUAAACGAUUCAAAAAUUUUAUUUACGAGCAGCAGGGAAGUGAAACGAGCGAUUUUUCGCGAUCUGUGGAACGAUUUAUUACAUAGCACCCAUUUUUUCAAUCGUUUUAUUCCCCGCAGUUUAUAUAGCGUAUAUCAACUUGUAGUUGAAUAGAACAUAUAUGUAAGCUUGUAACAAUCAACAAAUAACGCCAAUGCAGGAGUGAUAAAGAAGUUUCAACGAUUUUCAAAUUCACUCGUGUUUUCUUACGGUGAUUGAAAAUUCCAUAAAGACAAUUAAUAAUUUUUCUAAUUCCAAGAACUCAUGUACUUAAUGAGUCGCCGAUAUUUUUUUUUUUUUUGACGUUAUACCAGAUCGACGUGCAAAAUUGUACGAAUAUAGACGUGAUCUUGUUAUAAUAGUGAUGUCAAUUGUGUAAAAACGGUAAUAAUAACAAUAACAACUAUUAUUAUAAAUAUAAUAACGUGAAAAUAUAUUAUUACCAUAACAUUAUACUUUUAGCGUCGGAUAAAUUAGCCUCAUCGUUGACGUUGUAGAGGUAAUUUUCGUUAAAACUAUCCAUAACUUUUAUCUAGUCAGAACUGUAUGCUGUUAAUUAUCUCAAACUAUUUAAUCGAAAUGAAGAUUCUAGUUAAAAUU